This is a messenger RNA of Aspergillus viridinutans, 600 nucleotides long. RefSeq lists its product as uncharacterized. The record is from RefSeq and is a predicted model, not a curated record. Bases 1 to 600 code for a protein of 199 amino acids. The transcript has 2 exons. NCBI's taxonomy places the organism in Eukaryota, Fungi, Ascomycota, Eurotiomycetes, Eurotiales, Aspergillaceae.
AUGUCCUUCUCAAACAUGAUCCAAGACGCCCUUUCCGGCCACGGGCACAGCAACAACAACAGCAACAACAGACACGACAACCGAGACGACGACAACGACGACUUCAACCCCGCCGUCCGCUACGCCGAAUCCCACGCCAACACCUCGGACACCUCCCUCUUCACCUCCGCCCUCUCCUUCCUAAACGAGAACAAGCACCGCCUCUCCGCCGACAACGACAUCAACGAGCAGGAGAUGAUCCACGCGCACCAGUCGCUCUACGGCGGCGACAACGGCGGCGGCGAAAGCGGGCGGAGACACGACUCGAACUCCCUCGGUGCGGGGGCGGCGAUGCAAGCGCUCAAGAUGUUCACGACGUCCUCGGAGGGGGAGAAGAGCGGGAUGGACAAGAAUGCGUUUAUUGGGUUGGCGAUGGCGCAGGCGAAGAAGAUGUUUGAGGAGAAGGAGGCCAAGGGGGAGGUGAAUGGUGAUAAGCAAUCUGCUAUCAAUACGGCGGCGGAAAUGGCGCUCAAGAUGUACUUGAAGAGUGGGGGCGGUGGUAUGGCUGGCACCGGUGGCCCUGGUGGUGGCCUGUUGCAGCUGGCUAGCAAGUUUCUGUAG